Molecule: messenger RNA, 1838 nt
Organism: Saccostrea cuccullata (small rock oyster)
Lineage: Eukaryota; Metazoa; Mollusca; Bivalvia; Ostreida; Ostreidae
Exons: 14
Coding region: 38-1660 (540 amino acids)
Biological process (GO): lipid metabolic process
Molecular function (GO): calcium ion binding
Source: RefSeq, a predicted model, not a curated record
AUGUUUAAUUUAAAAAAUUAAUUAAGACGUAAUAACCAUGGGGGUAAUCUACUCUGGCCUUUGGUCAGUAAAGGAAACUCCGAGACUGACAAAGAGAGCAAAGUUCCUAGAGGAAAGAAGAAGACAAAUUGAUGAAAUGUUAACAGAGGAGGAUAGAAAAAAAGCUGAUCAAAGUAUCAAUCGACAGAGGAAUUUGUUCACUAAGAUGCCAUCCAUACUGACUGACACUGAAGCAAGGGUCCUGAGAAUUGAACCAAAGGAAUAUUCAAAAGACUUUCCGUUUGAAAACCUUGUCUUCAAUGGCGGAGGGGCGAAGGCCAUUGCUUAUGCUGGUGCCGUCAAGUGUUUGGAGGAGAUGAAUGUUAUGAACAAUAUCAAACGUUUUGGAGGGAGUAGUGCUGGCUCGGUGUUGGCGGGCCUCUUGGCAGCAGGAGUAACAAUAGAGGAAUAUCGCGAUGUUCUGGAACAAGCCCUGCUUAACGUUCUAGAUGCACGCUGGGGAUAUCUCAGUUUGAUUCCUAACUUAAUGCAUCACUUUGGAUGGCAUCCUAAUGUGAAAUUAUAUGAGUUAAUUGGAGGCUUAUUUGAAAAGAAACUUGGAAAUAAAGAUGUUACCUUCAAAGAGAUGUAUGAUAAAACUGGAAAGGAAGUCUGUAUCGUUGUGGCCAACCUGAAUUACCUCAGAGAAGAGUACUGUCAUCCUAAAACUACCCCGGACAUGCCAAUCCGAAUAGCCAUACGCAUGUCUUGCUCUUUUCCGGGCGUUAUGCAGGCUGUCCAGUACACACAAAACAAUGAAACAUGUACUUAUAUCGACGGAGCUGUGUCCUGUUACUAUCCGAUAUACUGCUUUGAUGGAUGGUGGCUGUCUAUGGAGAAAGGUAACAGCUUUAUAGAACGACUUCAUCCCUUAGAUGAUGUACCUACUUUAAUGAAGAAUGAAAACAGAUUCAAGAGGGAUCCAGCCACGUUCAAUAAAACACUAGGCUUCUAUCUGUAUUCAGAAUGCAGAAGCGACCACGUAAAGUGGGAACUGGAAAAAAGAAUGGGAAUGGACGUCUACGAGUUACCAGACACAAAACUAGCAAGAAAAAUGGGGAACAGAAGACGAUACGUUGAUCGGGCGUCACGUGAACACAGGCGUCUCGUCCGAGCACUGGAUGAAUUUUUAAAGGUCAUAAAGAAAAUGGUAAUUGACAAAUCGUCCAUAACCAGAGAUGCUUUUGAAGAAGCUUUUGACGAUGAUGAUGUUCAGGAACAAAGUUUCAGAAUUUUAUUCGGAGAUGAGUGUUCUGUCGGGGAAGCAUUUAACAUUUUAGACGAGGACGGAAAUGGAGAGAUAAGUUAUUCCGAGCUAGUAGACUUCAUACAAGGUAUCGGAGUACAUAUUCAACAAAGAAUAUAUGGACUUGAGAAACUGGAAGUGAAUUCUAUUUCAUCUUUCAUGUCCGCCAUGUUGACUGCGUUUUGGGCAAAUAAGAACAGGGAUGCCAAUUUGGAUGUCGAAUUAGACAGGACAGUCGGAAUAAAUACAAUUUAUGUCGACACUCAUGACUAUACCUUGGAAAAAGAAGACAUCGUGUUUCUCGAAAAGCAAGGAUACAAUGCAACAAUGGUCUUUCUACGGUAUUUUAUUGCGAAGUCGGGAUUCACAAUCUGACCUAAAAAAAAAAUCCAACUCAUCGGAAAAAAACUGUGCUCUCUUUGUACUUUACAGUGACUUGAAGAUUCAGCCUGCUUUGUUUAUGUCAGCGGAUUUCGUUUGUUUUAAAUUUGUAUUCUUGUUAAUAGCCUCCCAGUUCUCUAUGCAUCUUAUGAUAUAUUUUUUCCUCUAAUUU